This is a messenger RNA of Salvelinus fontinalis (brook trout), 11175 nucleotides long. RefSeq names its product teneurin transmembrane protein 1 (gene tenm1). The transcript has 32 exons. Gene Ontology annotation, molecular function: protein heterodimerization activity; cell adhesion molecule binding; protein homodimerization activity. The coding region runs from base 409 to 8565 and encodes 2718 amino acids. Gene Ontology annotation, cellular component: membrane; neuron projection. Gene Ontology annotation, biological process: heterophilic cell-cell adhesion; neuron development; signal transduction. Lineage: Eukaryota; Metazoa; Chordata; Actinopteri; Salmoniformes; Salmonidae. The record is from RefSeq and is a predicted model, not a curated record.
CUGUAGCAUAUGGUAUAUUCCAGUGAUGCUGAGUUGGUGAUUGUGUCCAACGGGGAAGAUUUGGUUGAAGAUGAGCAGUUGAAACAUAAUCCUUAGAAAAAAAGCUAAUAACUUUUAAUACACGCGUUUCGGCAAUACAUUUCAAACGCUGUCUUGCAAUUCUCUUUGAGACAUUCACCGGAGCAUCAUAGCCUAUUCAGCUGAAGCGAGUGUAGCUCAACCAUCACCAUUGCGUUAUUUUCCAAGGAUACACGAGGAUACAACAUAUACAAAUAUCAACAGUCGUAUUAUUUCUCUGAAGUGAACCUAUGACAUGGAAAUAAGCCUCCGGAAUGGUCACAUCACGCAAAGAUUGGUCUUGCAUUGUGGAUCCCAUGACUGAAUGAGCUUUGUUCAGUGUUGCCAGUCAUGGAGCAGAUGGAUUGUAAGCCUUACCAGUCAUUAUCCAAGGCCCGGAAUGAGAUGGAGCUUGCAUACACCAGCUCCUCAGACGAAAGCGAGGAUGGUAGGAACCUUUGCAAAUCCUACACAUCCCGAGAGACCCUGCCCGAUUACGGCCAGGAGAUGAGACUCAACUACAACAGCCACAGAGCCAAGCGGAAAAAAGUGGAUGAGCCCACUGGAGAGCUGGACUUCUGUGAAUCCACCCAGCUAGCGCGGCCCAACUACCAGGCAGAGCUUCGCUCUACUCCCCAGCACGGCUACCCACUGGGCAUGGGCUCUGAUGUGGAGACAGAGACGGAGGGUGGGCCCUCGCCCGACCACGCCCUAAGACUCUGGAUGCAGGAGAUUAAAUCGGAGCACAGCUCCUGUCUGUCCAGCAGAGCCAACUCUGUCCUGUCUCUCACUGACACCGAGCAGGAGAGGAAGUCAGACGGUGAGAACGAGCUCCCCAGCAGUCCACCAGCCCAGUUCACCUUCAGACCCCUACCCCCGCCCCCGCCCCCUCCCCACGCGUGCACAUGUGCCCGCCCGGCCCCUCAUGCUCACGUUUCUGAGGCACUGCAGAGGAACACCCUGCCGGCUCGGAGCCAGGCGAUGGAUGGAGAUCCCACUCAGCCGGCCGACAGAGACAGAGGCCAGCUCCACAACAGCUGGGCACUCAACAGCAACAUCCCCCUGGAGACCAGGCAUUUUCUGUUCAAACAUGGCUCAGGCUCCUCUGCUCUGUUCAGCGCUGCCAGUCAGAACUACCCUCUGACAUCUAGCACAGUGUACUCCCCACCCCCACGGCCCCUACCCAGGAGCACCUUCUCCAGACCCAUGUUCACCUUCAACAAGCCCUACAAGUGCUGCAACUGGAAAUGCACUGCCUUAAGCGCUACCGCUAUCACCGUAACCCUCGCCCUCCUGCUCACAUACGUCAUUGCAGUGCACUUGUUUGGGCUGACCUGGCACCUGCAGCCAGUGGAUGGGCAGCUCUAUGAGAAUGGACUAAGCAAACUGAACAGAGACUCAGAGAGCAUAGACAUAACCUUCACUCCCUUCGGUUUGCCCGGCCUUAACAACACCAACAAAGAUAAGGAGCUAUUCCACAGGGGGAAAGCGAUAGACCGAGGGGAGGUGGACAUAGGUACCGAGGUGAUCCAGGCCAUUCCACCUGGUCUGUUCUGGCGUUUCCACAUCACCAUCCACCACCCUAAGUAUGUCAAGUUCAACGUCUCCCUGGCACGGGACGCCCUCUUGGGUAUCUAUGGAAGGAGGAACAUCCCCCCUACACACACACAGUUUGACUUUGUCAAGCUCCUGGACGGGAAACAGCUGAUCAGACAGGAGGUUCAGACGGUGGCGGAGGAUUCCAACUCCUCUCCCAGGAACCUGAUCCUGGCCUCCCUCCAGGAGAUGGGCUUCAUAGAGUACAUGGACGCUGGAACCUGGUACCUGGCUUUCUACAACGAUGGAAAGAAAAUGGAACAAGUGCUUGUUCUCAGCACUGCCAUCGAAACCAUGGACGGCUGCUCCACCAACUGUAAGGGGAACGGGGAAUGUGUAGCAGGUCACUGCCACUGCUUCAGCGGUUUCCUGGGACCAGACUGCUCAAAAGACUCCUGUCCUGUCCUGUGCAGUGGCAAUGGAGAUUAUGAGAAAGGUUACUGCCAGUGUCACCCGGGCUGGAAGGGCCCAGAGUGUGACAUCCAGGAGGACCAGUGCAUCGAUCCCACCUGCUCCAACCACGGCACCUGUGUCAACGGCAUCUGUAUGUGCAGCCCUGCCUAUAAGGGCAACAACUGUGAACAAGUGGACUGCCUGGACCCUCAGUGUUCUGGCCAUGGUGUUUGUGUGAAGGGGGAGUGCCUGUGUUCACCGGGGUGGGGAGGCCCAGACUGUGAGAGUCCCCUGCCAGCGUGCCAGGAGCAGUGUUCAGGCCAUGGGAACUACCUGCCAGAUUCUGGCACCUGUACCUGUGGUUCUAGCUGGACAGGCUCCGACUGCUCCACCGAGGUGUGUCCGGUGCCCUGCAGUGCCCACAGUGUGUGUGUGGGAGGGAAGUGCCAGUGUGAGGAGGGCUGGGAGGGGCCAGGCUGUGACCUGCAGGCCUGCCACCCCCGCUGCCAGGAACAUGGCCAGUGUAAGAACGGACAGUGUGAGUGCCACCCCGGCUGGGAGGGAGAACACUGCAGCAUCGCGUAUUACCUGGAUCUCGUUGUUAAAGACGGCUGUCCAGGCCUGUGCAAUGGCCACGGUCGCUGCACCCUGGAACAGAGCGGGUGGCACUGUGUGUGCCAGGCGGGCUGGAGCGGCAUGGGAUGCAAUGUCGUCAUGGAGACAGAGUGUGAUGACAACACUGACAACGACAGAGAUGGCCUGACGGACUGUGUGGACCCGGACUGCUGCCAGCAGUCGAGCUGUCACAGUGGGCCUCUGUGCCAGGGCUCCCCGGACCCCCUAGACCUGAUCCAGCAGAGCCAGACCCCCUUCGCCUCGCUCCUCUCACGCCUCUUCUAUGACCGUGUCCACUUCCUGGUUGGGAAGGACAGCACCCAUGUCUUCCCUGGAGACAUCCCGUUCGACAGCAGCCGAGCCUCAGUGAUCCGGGGGCAGGUGGUGGCAGUAGACGGGACCCCACUGGUGGGGGUGAACAUCAGCUUCCAGCAGUACCCCGAAUUCGGCUUCUCUGUCAGUCGCCAGGAUGGCAGUUUUGACCUGGUGGCUGCAGGGGGAAUCUCAGUUUCCCUGAUCUUCCAGAGGGCUCCCUUCCUCAUGCAGAAACGCACCGUCUGGUUACCAUGGAACCAGUUUGUCGUUGUAGAGAAGGUCACCAUGGCGAGGGUGGAGUCUCGCCCCCCUGUAUGUGACCUGAAGAACCUUGUCAGUCCCUACCCAAUCGUCCUCCCCUCCCCUCUCACCCGUUUCGCCAGCACCUGUGAGGAGCGAGGCCCUGCCAUCCCUGAGCUGCAGGCUGUCCAAGAGGAGAUCACCAUCCCUGGCAGUUUCUUAAAGCUCAGCUACCUGAGCACCCGCUCCCCUGGCUACAAGUCUCUGUUACGCAUCAUCUUAACCCACUCCAUCAUCCCCACUGGCCUCGUUAAGGUGCACGUAUCCUCCGCCAUCGAGGGACGCCUCUUCCAGAAGUGGUUCCCUGCUGCCCCCAACCUGGUCUAUGUCCUGGCCUGGAACAAGACUGAUGUCUAUGGGCAGAAAGUGUUGGGCCUGGCCCAAGCUUUGGUCUCUGUAGGCUAUGAGUAUGAGUCAUGUGCUGACUACAUUGUGUGGGAGAGAAGGAUGGCUCAGCUGCAGGGCUUUGAGAUGAUUGCCUCCAACCUAGGGGGCUGGUCCCUGGACAAGCACCACAUCCUUAACCUCCAAAGCGGUGUCCUACACAAAGGGAAUGGAGAGAACAUUUUCAUCUCCCAGCAACCUCCAGUCAUCCACACAGUGAUGGGGACGGGGAACGUGCGCACCAUCCCCUGCCCCAACUGUAACGGGCCUGCCCUGGGCAGCAAGCUCUACGCUCCUGUCGCUAUCACUUGUGGCUCCGACGGCAGCAUCUACAUUGGCGACUUCAACUUCAUCAGAAGGAUUCUACCCAACGGAUUUGCUAUUAGCAUUCUAGAACUGAGGAAUCGAGAUAUCAGGCACAGCACGAGCCCAGCCCAUAAGUACUACCUGGCCAUGGACCCAGUAAGGGAGCUUCUUUACCUGUCUGACACCAGCAGCAGGAGGGUCUACAGACUCAGGACCCUCACAGAGCCGAAGGACCUGGCCAAGAACAUGGAGGUGGUGGCAGGGACUGGGGACCAGUGCACCCCCUUCGACCAGGGCCACUGUGGAGACGGGGGCAAAGCCACCGAGGCCUCCCUCAACAACCCCAGAGGGAUUGCAGUGGACAAGCAAGGAUUAGUCUACUUUGUUGAUGGAACCAUGAUUCGCAAGAUCAAUGGAAAAGGAAUGAUAUCAACUGUCAUUGGUUCCAAUGGCCUGACUUCCACUCAGCCAUUAAGUUGUGACGCCCGCAUGGAUAUUUCACAGGUUCGUCUAGAAUGGCCCACCUACCUGGCUGUCAACCCGAUGGACAACUCCCUGUACAUUCUGGACAACAACAUAGUGAUCCAGGUGUCAGAGAGCAGCCAGGUGAGGAUCGUGGCGGGCCGGCCCAUCCACUGCCAGGUCCCUGGGAUCGACCACUACCUGGUCAGCAAGGCAGCCGUCCACUCCACCCUGGAGGCAGCCAAGGCCAUCACCGUGUCCCACCAGGGCACGCUCUACAUCGCCGAGACGGACGAGAGGAAGAUCAACCGCAUCCAGCAGGUCACCACCAACGGGGAGAUCUCUGUGGUGGCCGGGGCGCCCACUGAGUGUGACUGCAAGAUCGACCCCAACUGUGACUGCUUCUCCGGAGAUGGUGGAUAUGCCCGUGAUGCCAAGCUGAAGGCUCCCUCCUCCCUGGCUGUUUCCCCUAACGGGACUCUGUACAUCUCUGACCUGGGGAACAUCCGUAUCAGGGCCCUGUCCCCCAACAGGCCCCAGCUCAAUCAGAACAGCAUGUAUGAGAUCACCUCUGUGGUGGACCAGGAGCUCUAUCUGUUCAGUGUCAACGGCACCCACCUCCACACUCGCAGCCUGGUCACCGGAGACUAUGUCUAUAACUUCACCUACUCAGGAGAGGGCGACGUGAGCGCCGUGGUCACCAGCGACGGCACCAUGGUCCAUGUGCGCCGCGAUGCCAACGGCGUCCCCCUCUGGCUACUGGUUCCCGGGGGUCAGGUCUAUUGGCUCACGAUCAGCAACGGGGGCGUCCUCAAGAAAGUCUCCGCCCUGGCGCAUGACCUGGCGCAGAUCAGCUACCAUGGCAACUCGGGUCUCCUGGCAACCAUGAGCAAUGAGAACGCCUGGACAACAGUAUAUGAGUAUAAUUAUGACGGUCAUCUCAUCAAUGUCACCUUUCCAACGGGAGAGGUCAGCAGUUUCCACGGCAAUAUGGAGAAAUCAGUGCGGGUGGAAGCAGACACUUCAAAUCGGGAGAAAUUCAUCACAGCCACAAACUUCUCUGCUGCCAGCACUAUCUAUACAUUACGCCAAGGUAAGCAUGCUCAGAACACGUACCGUGUGAGUUCGGACGGCUCUCUGUGGGUGACGUUUGCAAGUGGCAUGGAGGUGACCCUGAACACAGAACCCCACAUCUCGGCAGGCGUGGUCAACCCCACGGUGGGCAAGUGUAACAUCACCCUGCCAGGCGAGCAUGCUCACAGCGUCAUCGAGUGGAGGCAGAGAAGAGACCAGGCUAAAGGGAACUAUACGGCCUAUGAACGCAGGCUCAGGGCUCACAACAGAAAUGUGCUGUCCAUAGACUUUAACCAAGCCACACGAGUGGGCAAGAUCUAUGAUGACCACCGAAAGUUCACCCUGCGGAUCCUCUAUGACCAGAUGGGUCGUCCCAUCGUCUGGUCUCCCAGCAGCAAGUACAAUGAGGUGAAUGUGACCUAUUCUCCAGCAGGCCUGGUGACCAGCAUCCAGAGGGGUAACUGGUCAGAGAAACUGGAGUAUGAGAACGGGAAGGUGGUUUCCAGAACAUGGACCAAUGGGAAGAUAUGGAGCUACACUUUCCUGGAGAAGUCGGUCAUGCUGCUGUUGCACAGCCAGCGGCGGUACACCUUUGAGUAUGACCACACGGACUACCUGAUAGCUGUGACCAUGCCCAGUAUGGUGCGUUACAGUCUGCAGUCCAUGCUGUCAGUGGGUUACUACAGGAACACCUACAGCCCACCAGACAGCAGCGGAGCCUCUGUGAUCCAGGACUACAGCCAUGAUGGCCGCCUGCUCCAGACUCUGUACCUGGGCACGGGCCGCCGUAUCCUCUACCACUACACACGCCAGUCCCGCCUGGCAGAGAUCCUGUACGACACCACCCUGGUCACCUACACCUACGAAGAGGCCUCUGGGGGGGUGAAGACCAUCCACCUCAUGAACCAGGGCUUCAUGUGCACCAUCCGCUACAGACAGACAGGUCCUCUGGUUGGGAGACAGAUCUAUAGGUUUAGUGUGGAGGGCCUGGUGAAUGCCAGAUUUGACUACAGCUAUAAUAACUUCCGGGUCACCAGCAUGCAGGCCAUGAUCAAUGAAACUCCUCUUCCCAUUGACCUUUACCGUUAUGUUGACGUGUCUGGAAGGAUUGAACAGUUUGGGAAAUUCAGUGUCAUAAACUAUGACCUCAAUCAAGUGAUCACUACACACAUCAUGAAGCACACUAAGAUAUUUAAUGCGAACGGACAAGUGAUUGAGGUCCAGUACGAGAUCCUGAAGUCUAUUGCCUACUGGAUGACAGUGCAGUAUGACAACAUGGGCCGCAUCACUAUCUGUGACAUCAGAAUUGGUGUGGAUAACAACAUCACUCGCUACUCAUACGAGUAUGAUGCUGAUAGUCAGCUCCAGGCUGUGUCGGUGAAUGAUAGGCCACAGUGGCGCUAUAGUUACGACCUCAAUGGCAACAUUAAUUUACUGAGUCAUGGCAACAGUGCUAGACUCACGCCGCUGCGCUACGACUUACGAGACCGUAUAACACGACUCGGAGAAAUUCAGUACAAAAUGGAUGAAGAUGGCUUUCUUCACCUGCGGGGCAAUGUCAUGUUUGAUUACAACUCCAACGGGCUGCUUGCUAAAGCUUUUGACAAAGUGUCAGAGAGGAGUGUUCACUAUCGCUACGACGGCCUGGGCAGGCGGGUGGCCAGCAGGACCAGUGACGGCCAGCAGCUGCAGUUCUUCUAUGCUGACCUGACCAAACCCACCAGGGUGACCCACAUGUACAACCACUCCAGCUCUGAGAUCACCUCCCUGUACUACGACCUGCAGGGACACCUCAUCGCCAUGGAGCUGAGCAGCGGGGAGGAGUACUACGUAGCCUGUGAUAACUCUGGCACGCCACUGGCCAUCUUCAGUAGCCGAGGACACAUCGUCAAGGAGAUGCUUUACACCCCUUACGGAGACAUCUACCAAGACUCAAACCCAUCCUUUCAGCUGAUCAUCGGGUUCCAGGGCGGUCUAUAUGACGCAUUGACCAAGCUGGUCCACCUGGGGAGGAGGGACUAUGAUGUGGUGGCUGGGAGGUGGACCACUCCCAACCAUAACCUGUGGAUGGAGCUCAGCAUCAACCCCAAGCCUUUCAACCUCUACUCCUUCAAAAACAACUACCCGGUUGGAGAGUUACAGGAUGUCACCAAGUUCACUACAGACAUUAGCAGUUGGUUGCAACUGUUUGGGUUCCAGCUCCACAACGUUGUCCCUGGUUACCCCAAGCCGGAGGUGGAGAGCAUGGAGCAAACCUAUGAAAUGAUGAGGACUCAAACCAAAACACAAGACUGGGACCCUAGUAAGGUUCUGUUGGGUAUCCAGUGUGAGUUGCAGAAACACCUGAAGAACUUCAUCUCUCUGGACCGGCUGCCUAUGAGUAAGGUGAGUGGUCAGCUGGGGGCGUGGCAUGGCCGGAGGCCCCGUUUCUCUGCCAUCUCCUCCAUCUUUGGUAAGGGCGUCAAGUUUGCCAUCAGAGAUAAUGUCGUCACCACCGAAAUCAUUGGGGUGGCGAGCGAGGACAGCCGACGUGUGGCAGCAAUCCUAAACCACGCGGUCUACCUCUCCGGCCUGCACUUCACGGUGGGCGGUCUGGACACUCACUACUUUAUCAAACCUGGCCUGUUGGAGGGGGACCUGGGAGUGGUCGGCCACACCGGAGUGGGUCGCGUCCUGGAAAACGGCAUCAACAUGACCGUGUCCCAGAUGACGACAGUGGUGGGUGGGAGGACUAGGCGCUUCGCUGACAUCCAGAUGCAGCACGGGACUCUGUGCUUCAACAUCCGCUACGGUGCCACAGAGGAAGAGGAGAGGGAGCAUGUGCUGGAGGUGGCCCGGCAGAGGGCGGUGGAGGAGGCCUGGGUCAUCGAGCAAAGGAGGCUGGAGGAAGGAGAGGAGGGCUCCAGGCUCUGGACAGAGGGGGAGAGGCAGCAGCUGCUCUCCACUGGACAGGUGCCCGGCUACGAUGGCUACUUCGUGCUCUCCGUGGAGCAGUACCUGGAGCUCUCUGACAGUGCCAACAACAUUCACUUCAUGAGGCAAAGUGAAAUCGGGAGGAGGUAACAGCGGCAUCUUGCUUCACUACUGCCGUGGGUUCCCCUUCACCAAAGACAGUCUGUUUUUAGACCUACAAUGAUUUGUUGUACCCUUUUUUCUAGAAUGAUGACGAUAAAAUAAGAAAAAGACAACUGCCUUUAAAAGUGACAAAUUAUGGUAUUUUGUUUCACCUGUGUUUUGAUUGUUUAGUUUUUUCUGAGAAUGAGUUGAUCAUUUGAAGCUCUUGACUGUCUUUCAUUUGAGUGAUUUAGCUAGCUUCUGUAAUUUGACCUACUUUGUAAACUGUUAGAUAUGCUGAAUCUGAGAUGAUACGCUAUAUCAAGUUCAUUACCAUAUAAUUCAUCUUUAUACAUACUGUAUGUAUAACAGUGUUGUGAAUUUCUCUCAUUUCAGUUUAUACAGUACAUAUCUCUCUGAUCUUUUGAGAAAUGGUAGUGACAGGUACAGUCUUCUUUUGUGACUACGAGACUCACUGGCAUCGGGGAUUGCUGCUUCCUGCGUAUUUGAAGUUCUGGUGGUACAAUGGAGUAGAUUGUGUGGGUUUAGACACAUUAAAUUGUAUAUAGCAAGUGCUUUAGCGAGAUACAAGUGCUUAACUUGAUGUGUUGUUACUGAUUAUUAAUUGUUAAUCCUAUCAAUAGAAGUGAUCACUGGAGUUACACAGAGCAACGGGAAAAAGUAUUCAUGCUGAAAACCUGUACAGUAUAGUUGACAUUAUUAUAAUUUAUUUUUAUUUUUUACAAAUUGCUUAUUGUAAAAUAUAAUGUAUUAUCUGGGUGGAGCUUGUGCCUUUCUGCUCUUAAAAAAACGUUGAAGGAUGACAAUUCAAAAAACAUCUUUCCAUACCAUGAAAAGUGUUAUUAUUUGUAUAAUUGAUCUACUGGACUAGAAUCCUUAUGGAGUGGAGCUUGCAGGGCAGACUAUUGUGGCCUAUACAAAAUGCUAAAUCAUAGUGUAAAUGCUGCAAAUACCUCAUCAUAUUGUAAUUCACAGGUAUUACAUUCAUUGUACCUUAAUUAUUCUGAUGCCAUUACAAGGCUGUCCUUACCAUACCCUGUUUAGAUAGACCGAGUGUCCCAGUAAUAGAAAUAUCUGAGCUAGCAAGUCAGUUGGUUAAAUAAACGUAAAAUAAAAAUAGCCAGACAGUAUCGAAGAUAAGUCUCUGCUGCCACUGAGAAACCCAAACGUCAUGAAUUAGUAACAAUCAGUGGUUUGCAUGGUAAAAAGAAAAGGUGAUAAGCUUGUAAAAAAAAAAAUCCAUACAUGUAGGACAAGGCACACUUCAAGUUUACCAAGUGGAUAGAAAUAUAGACUUUACAUCAGGAGCAGGAAAUCAUAAUAGGCUGAAAAGCAGCAAGAGAAGAGGACAAAUUCACAUUACGUGGCUUACAAGAGCCUAAGUGUGUACCAGUUACAGGUCGAAUAUAGUGGAUAUGGAGGAUUUUUCAAAAAGAAAUGCACACAGAGAGUAGCUGUUUCCCACAAAUAAAACGAAUUGGAAACAGUGUUUCAAUAUUUACACAUUUAUUUUUUUCUGUGCUUAAUUUACUGCAAAGUCACAUUGUGUUACAGUAUUAGUCAUUCCUAUUCCUCUGUGAAAAGAUUGGAAGUAGUGCUAUAUGCCUCUAUCUAGUAUUCCACAGAAAUUAUCUGAGGAAUUUCGACAUCCGCUACCCCAUCUUCACAACAGCUAAAACAUUUUCAAUGCAGCCCCAAUUAAACAAGCCUUAGUAAAGCAAUAGUUUAUUCAGUCCUUUGAAAGAUCUAAGAAACCUUAUUUCAUAAGACUGACUUUCAAGUCUGGGAAUUAAUUUUAAUUAUUUAAUUUAUUUUGAUCAGAGUAUGACAUGUUUGGAACUGAAAAAGGGGGGGUUUAAAAAGUAAAAUGUUGUCCAGCCAUCCACCCUCAAGCAUUACCCACACACACAAUUUGGUUGUACUGUUGUCAAGUAAUUUUGUAAUUGGGAUGUGUAUGGUUUGUGUUUUGACAUUUGUUUUCUAAGCUUCUCAUACGGAAAUGAAACAUUUAGCACUGUGGAAAAGUCUGAACCAAAAGCAUGACGUGCUGUUGGACGAAGCCAAACACCCUAUAUUCUGAUAUUCCCUUUAAUACUGUGAAGUUCAUCAAUAUAUUAUUCUGUGCAACCUUAUCUGUUGUUUUUUACUUUAAUUCUCAUUGGGUUGUAUUGCAAAAAAAACAAUUGUAUAAAACGUAGGCUAUAUGAUAUACUAUAUAACAUAUUUUGGGUAAAUUAAUUGAUAGUACUCCCUAUAAUUGAUAAUUCUCUGCCCAUUGGUGGUCAAAUUGAUGAUACUGUCUUAGUCGGGAUACUGUCUUAGUCGGGAUACUGUCUUAGUCGAGUCUGAAAGUGAAGAUGAUGAGAUUACCAAGAUACAUUUGUGAUAUACGGUAUACUAUGUAGACUGAUGGUAUGAAAACACUAUUGCUUGACUGCAUUUUCUACUCUGGGCUUUGACCAAGAGGCAUGUAUUUUCUGCAAGUGCUCCAGGAAGAGGGUGUAAAUAAUAAGAAAUUAAUAUAUUGGGUGUGGAAAGUUCAUGUUCAAAACAAGGUACUUUGAAGGUUUGACUUUUAAUAAAUAAAUGUGCAAAUUC